This is a messenger RNA of Colletotrichum higginsianum IMI 349063, 462 nucleotides long. Its product is annotated as Membrane protein. Lineage: Eukaryota; Fungi; Ascomycota; Sordariomycetes; Glomerellales; Glomerellaceae. Bases 1 to 462 code for a protein of 153 amino acids. The transcript has 3 exons. The record is from RefSeq and is a predicted model, not a curated record. Gene Ontology annotation, cellular component: membrane.
AUGGGGCUAUCUCUGGACCUUACCGAGACGCACAUCUCAUACUAUUCGGUGCCUGUUGCUUAUAUGCUUGCCUUCAUCCCACACGUCUACGCCAACACCAUUGCGGGCCAGAAUUAUGACAUAAGUGAGCCACGAAAACUCCUUGAGACUGUAGCAAAGGGUGGAACUCUGGAAAAGAAAGUCUAUCAACGGAUCUGCCGCGCCAAGGCUGCACAUGACAACGCCAUAGAGACGAUCGGCCUCUUUGCCGCUGGGGUUGCAGUAGCCAAUCUUGCAAAUACGGACAAGAAGUUUGUGAAUACGCUAUCCCUUGGCUACCUAGGACUUCGAGCACUGUACACUCUUGUUUACGUGAAGCUUCAAGAUAACCGGAAGUGGGCCCCGGUCAGAAGUUUGAUCUGGGUUGCGAGCAUGGGUGUCAUCUUUGCUCUUUGGAUUCAGGCGGGGAAUGCGAUGAAUUGA